AUGACACGGGGCAAGGACGCGAAGAAAACUGCGAUAAGAAAUGGUAAACAGGAAAGCGAGAAGACGUGUGGAAACGGAGAGCUGCCACAGACCGCGGAGGGAAGACAAAAGAGAAAGUUAGUGAGCUGCUCUGGUAGCUUACAGGUGAAUUCAGCGGGUGCGCAACUGAACCAAACCGACCACCCAGGCCACCAUGUCAGUGAUGAGCGGCCCGAGAACGAUGACAUGCAUGAACUCCCCACAGUACUUAACCUAAUAGUUCAGAGAUACGAAGGGGAAACCUGUGAAGGCCAGUUUCAUGGAGAGGCUGUGGCUUGUUUUGAAGGAGGCCAUAUGUACAAGGGCAUGUUUACCAAGGGACUUAUGGAUGGACCUGGUGUCUUCACAUGGGCAGACGGAUUGAAAUAUGAGGGAGAAUUUGUGCGCAACAUGCCCAUGGGCCAGGGUGCCUUCACCUGGCCAAAUGGCAGCUCCUAUAAGGGAGAAGUCUACAAGGGUGUACGACAUGGGACUGGAACUUACAAAUGUGCCAAAAACGGUGUGUCAUACAGAGGGCAUUGGCAUCAGGGCAAGAGGCAUGGAAAGGGUGAAGUGUAUUAUAACCAGGCUAAGACGUCUUGGUACAAAGGAGAUUGGGUGAAGAACAACAAAGAGGGAUUGGGAGUCAGAUGCUACCCCUCUGGUAACAUUUACUCUGGUGAGUGGAAGAACAACCUGAGACAUGGACAGGGCACGAUGAGGUGGCUGAAGCAGGAACAGCUGUAUAUUGGGAUGUGGCAGGAUGGAGUCCAGCAUGGGCGAGGAACACAUGCUUGGAUCCUGAGGCGAGCGAAUGGAUCCCAGUAUUCCCAGAGUAAUCAGUACACAGGGGAUUUCGUUCAGGGUCAGAGGCACGGACAGGGAACAUUUUGCUAUGCUGGUGGUGCAACCUAUGAAGGAGCAUGGAAGAACAAUAAAAAACAUGGGAAGGGAAAAUUCACAUUUAAGGAUGGGCAUGUUUUUGAAGGAGAGUUUGUGGACGAUCAGAUGAUGACACCCAACUUGAAUGGAAACAGAACUCCCACUCCUCUGUGCGGCGCAUUUCCGCUGUCAGGUUGUGAUUCAUCUGUCUUAGGACCGAACAUGGCUCUGAACAUUGAAUAUGUUCUGGAUAAAAUCCCUGAGAGAAAGCGUGACACUGAGCGCAAACAGGUGGAGUUUGUGUUACUGAGGAAAGACACGGAGCUACGGUCCAUCUAUAGUUUCUACAGCAGACUUGGCCGUGCCCACUCCCCGGAUAACACUUUCCUGCUGACCCGCCUGCAGCUCUGGCGCCUGCUCAAAGACUGUAGUAUUCACCAUCACGACAUCACUCUGGCUCAGAUGGACCAUUUUAUCAAAGAUACAACUACAGAGACUCACUCUCCUUUUACCCCAAUUCCACUUCGUAGGCUCCUCAGCUGUCUAGUGAUCGUGGCCUACCACAUCUACAAUAAAGACAUGGUGUCACAAAAGUACAUUCUGGCUGCCUGCUUAUCCAAACUGAUGACAGACAACAUCCUUCCUAAUGCUAAGAAUGUAAAAGGCUUCCUGUUUGGACAACCAGGCCUCCCAGUGGUGGCUAUGAACUACACAAAGAGGUGCUGGGAAGUCUAUCAGGAGUACUGCAGAUACCAUGCAGCCCCCAGAGAUGACCAGACCAUGACCUGCAGACACCUGCUGUGGAUGUUCAAGGAUCUUCAUCUGUUGGACAAUGAGCUGACUACAGCGAGGUUACUGAGGAUCAUCACUGCAGAGAGCCAUGACCCCAACAACCUGUCCUCCUGCCUCGAUCUGGAGAUUACAUUCCUGGAGUUUUUUGAGGUACUUCUGGGUUGUUCUGAAGUGAAGUCUCAGCCGGCUUCUCAGAGCCUGGAGGAACGGCGGUCCCUUUCCAGAUCUAAUGCUGAGACCAGGACAGAUCUUGCCGAGGUGGAGGCCAGCGAGAAAGUCUUACAGACUACAAGCAGCCCUUCCCAGUCGAUACAGAAAUUCAGUGACAACACAGAAUUAUCCCCUGUUCAGAGCAUCUUGGAGAGUCAACAAGAUGUCAAGACUAAAGUCAACAAACAAUCACAGUCUGGAGAGCACAUGAAAGAGCAUAUAGGUGAGGUAAAUGGCAUUCAAACCAGAGGAACGGAGGCCAGAGACCGGACAAUUCAUCAGUUCUUCAACCACCUUUUCUUCCCUGCGUUUGACCAUCACCAGUUGGGGACUAAAAACAUGAAGAUAAAUUCUGGCAGGAGGCCGAGUUGCAUCAGUCUAGCUGAGGCCUAACAAAGAGCCAGGCAGAAGGAGCAUUCAGAAGCCUCUGAAUGUCAGUGGAAGAUAAAGAUGCAGUAAUAAUGCCGGCAGCAGAAAAACCUGAUGAAAAUAGGAAGAAGCCAACCGUUCUGCAGCCAAACUCUUCAAACAGUCCAAAAAUAA
Molecule: messenger RNA, 2445 nt
Organism: Xiphias gladius (swordfish)
Lineage: Eukaryota; Metazoa; Chordata; Actinopteri; Istiophoriformes; Xiphiidae
Gene: rsph10b
Product: radial spoke head 10 homolog B
Exons: 18
Coding region: 1-2295 (764 amino acids)
Source: RefSeq, a predicted model, not a curated record